Molecule: messenger RNA, 2271 nt
Organism: Archocentrus centrarchus (flier cichlid)
Lineage: Eukaryota; Metazoa; Chordata; Actinopteri; Cichliformes; Cichlidae
Product: tetraspanin-15
Exons: 8
Coding region: 224-1288 (354 amino acids)
Cellular component (GO): plasma membrane
Source: RefSeq, a predicted model, not a curated record
CUGGCCGGCCGCACGGAAGUGUUUUGUUUCGGUGGUUACCCACAAUAAUAUGAGAGAAAUGAGAGGUGCUACGUUAACAAAAAACAACUAGGUCUCCUACAAGUUUUUUUUUUUUUAUGGUUCCUCAACAACAUUUUAUUUUUCAUUCAUUUUUUAAUAUCGCCCGAACUAAACGGAAGCUAGCUAGUUAGCUUUUUAGCUAGCUUUAUUAUCGCAAGCAACCAUGCCUCCCUACUCUGAACUGAGAAAAACCAACUACUUCUACUACAUCAUCAAAUUCACCUUAAAUAUCUACUCAAUGCUCUUCUCGCUGAUGGGUCUUUGUGUGCUUUGUGUGGGAGUGUAUGCUGAAGUGGAAAGGCAGAAGAAUCGAACCCUGGAGGGUCUUUUCCUGGCUCCUGCCGUGGUGCUCAUCCUGCUGGGCCUUGUCAUGUUCACUGUGUCGGUGGUGGGCAUGGUUGGAUCUCUCAGGGACAAUAAGACCCUGCUGCACAUGUUCCUUUGUGUUCUCUGUGUGUUGCUGCUUCUUCAGGCAAUUGCCCUCGCCACAGCUCUGAUCUUUGAGAAGAAGACAUCUUCCUUGUUUCAGAGCAGUAUACGAGAAGGAAUUAAACACUAUUACGAUGAUCUCGACUUCAAAAACAUCCUGGAUUAUGUGCAACAAAAGUUUUCAUGUUGUGGAGGAGAUGAGUAUAAGGACUGGGGAGUCAACCAGUACCAUUUCUGCAAUGGUACUGGUCCACUAGCCUGUGGGGUUCCGUACACCUGUUGUGUUCGCCGCAAGGUGGGAGAGGUCAUCAACACCCUGUGUGGUUACCAGACUCUGGAUAAACAGCGUGAAUCCCUGCAUGAGCUGAUCCAUGUGCGAGGCUGCAUCCAUGCAGUCAACCUCUGGAUGAGUGACAACAUUGGAACAACCGUUGCACUCUGCUGCGCCAUUGGGCUACCACAGCUGCUGGGCAUCAUCCUGAGCUGCGUCUUCUGGAACCUGCUGGUGGAGAUGAGCGAGUCGACCGACAUGGUGGACUUCAAGCUGAAGAAGUCUGAGUUUGAGUACAGCGAGUUGGACCUGGCUGGCGCCGGAUGGUGCUUGUGCCUGCCAAGGGACGGUGGCUACCUGCCCAUCCCUGCCGCCGAGCCUGAACUCGAUCCCAUUGACAUUCACCUGGAGAAGCUCAAGAAGCAGCCGCUCCGUACACACUCUCAGCUCCGAGAACUGCAGCAGUCCAGAUCUGCCACUGGGCUGGAUGAAGUAGACGUUGGUCGCAAGCAUAAAAGGGAACACUGAGUGCUCUUUUUUUUUUUUUUUUUUUUAAUUAUUAUUUUGCCCUGUCAUGCCUUUUGGGGGUUUUGCCUUUUUUCUGUCAUUGUAGUAAUUUCAUUUGUUGGAAUUGUGUUGCACUACUUAAUGGCUUAACAUUUCUGUAAUUGGAUCAAAAGGAAUUUGGUCAGUUAAAGUGACUAGAAGUACUUUGACACUUUGUGGGUGAAUAUGUUUACAAAAAAAUCUGAAGGAACAACAUGCAGCACCAACUUUUUCUACAUUUGUUUGUGACCGUUGAUCUUCAAAGGUUUACGGCACUAAAUCAUAUUUUAUUUAAUUUUUAUAGCCUUUAAAAAUGAACAACAGGAUGUCUCGUGCUAAAGCUUACCUCAGGCUGUUUUGAAAAUAGCCCAGUAGUCAGAGCACAAUUUGGUGUAUAAAUUAUGGUACCUUGAAAAGAUGUUUUUCAGUGUUGGAGAAAUAGGAUAGCCAAGUACGUCUUGCGUGUAGCGUCUGUGACGGAUGUAUACAGUUUGUGCAUUAUUUGGUUUUAUUAUGAUUUCUAUUUAAUUUUGUGCAGUGUACAUUGUAAGGCUGAUAGCUGUGAAAUAACAUGGGAUGCAUGUUUUGUACUGUAUAUAAAGUAAGUUUAAAGCAGGAAAAAAAAACCCAACAAAAAAACUCAGUCUGUGUGUUAGGCUCUCAUUGGGGGGUGGGGGGGUCCAUCUACUCCAUUUUUUUUAACUUAUCUUUUUAUUCCUCCCAUCUUUUAAAGGAACAACUAUAAAGGGAUUAUCCAGAUUACUAAUCCAGUGAGCAAUCAACUGACAGUGACAGUUUUUAUAUCUGAGUAAUGCACUGUUUUGAGCUUUCCUUUAGCUCCCGCCUUGUAUCAACACUACUGUUCAUGUCAAUAAAGCUGAAUUUAUGUACUGACGUUAUUUUUAUUUUUAUUUUUUUUGCAGGAUUGUUUGUUUGCAUAUAAACUGAAUAAAGAAUGAAAUGCU